This is a messenger RNA of Dimorphilus gyrociliatus, 1150 nucleotides long. Lineage: Eukaryota; Metazoa; Annelida; Polychaeta; Dinophilidae. The record is from the annotation of a GenBank genome assembly.
AAUGUGUUUGACGGAGUAUUCGAAACAUGCAAAUACCGACGAGAUUGAAUGUCCGUCAUGCAGAAGUUUUACUGUCCUGCCAUGCGCAGGAAUUACAGCUCUACAGCCAAAUUUCUACAUUAAAUAUAUACAGCAACUAGUCUACGGUUCUAGUUUUGUAGAAUCGCCCCAGAGUUUUCUUUGCAAAGAACAUAAGAAAGAAUUGCUACAGUAUUGUUCAUCUUGCGCCCAGGCUGUAUGCGACGAGUGCCUAGAGGAUAUGCUAUACUGCAAAGAAAGACAUGAAAAGAAGAGGGCUCCUAUAGCAGGGGCUGUAGCUGAAUUAAAAACAACGUUAGAUACGACAACUGACCGGGCAACGAAUUCUAUUUUAUCAAAGCAAAGAGAUCUUGAAGCCGAGAGACAAAAAUUUUCUGAUGAAAAAGAUGAGGCUCUAAUAAAAAUUGAUUCCGUAUUUGAGCAACAUGUCCAUUUUCUAACAAAAAGAGCGACCAUUUUAAAACAGAUGGUUGUCAGUUUAUACACCGAAAAAUCGAACAAGAUCAAUUCGGAAUUGGAAGAAAUUAAUUUGGCCAAGACAUGUCUUAUUUCGUUGAAGGAGUAUCAUGAAAAUUUAAUAAAAAAUGCGGAUUUUUCUCGUGCCAAAGAUGCAAUAGUUGAAGUUAAAAGCGUUCAAGCGAAUAUUGCUAACAAGAUGAAAACUAGACAAACAAGCAUUGUUUUUGAUGAGAAACGAGAACUAGAUAAAUUUCGAAGCAGUGUGAAAGAGCUGGGUAAAGUUUAUUCCACGGGGGAUCGGAGAUACUCUCAAAUUGUGGAAAAAGAGAAGGAAAUUUCGGAAGAAAAACCCAAGUUGACAUUAAUGUCUCAGAGUUUUCAUUUUGAUGAUGAUUUGAAUCCGUUAUUUGAGGAAGAUAGCUCUAGGAAAGAAGAUAGUAAAGCCCUUUGUUCGGAAAAUAGUUCUUCUAGACAGAAAAUUCCUGUGCCUCCUAGUACUCUGCCCAUAUUGGCAAAAUACAAACUAUCUAAUAUGAUUGAACUUUCGAAUGAACCUGAAGAGAAAGUAGUGAAAAGUAAAACUCCUUCUUUACACAGUUCGUCUGAUAGUUUGGCUGGCAUAACGACUAUCAACGGUGAUGAAGUAGCUUGA